Molecule: messenger RNA, 2656 nt
Organism: Brassicogethes aeneus
Lineage: Eukaryota; Metazoa; Arthropoda; Insecta; Coleoptera; Nitidulidae
Source: the annotation of a GenBank genome assembly
GAUAAAUUUAUGUUAUGUGUUGAUAAAUUAUGGAAAUAUUGUUAGUUUUGUUGUAUAAUUUAUUUACCAAUGAAUUAGUUCUUUGUAAUUUAAGCUGAUUAACACAUAAACAUUGAUUAUUAUCGGUAGAAUUAUGCAUAAUAAGGUGUGACCUAUUAUUUCACCUACUCAUGUUGUCUAUCAAUUAUGUUACACAUGGAUAAUUGACUUUAUACUGUUCAAACGUUCAGCAUUUGAAUUAAAAUUAGUGAUAUGUAGUUUUACAAACACAAUGUGAUUAAGAAAAGACUGGACAAUGUAUAUUACAAUACUUUCAAUAUCGGUACUGGUAUCUUUAGUUAUGUCUUUGAUUUUCUGCUUGUGUUGGAAAAAGAAAACCCCCAGCAAUGAUUGGCUUGGUCUUGAUGGCAUGGUUACUCAAAAAAACCCUGAUGAAAAUGUGAAUCACUUGCCUUCUGCUGCACCCUGUGUUGUUGAUGGUUUUAAUGCUAGUGAAGACACUAUAGAUGCUCAUUUACGAUGCACAAUCACCAAUACAAGAAGAAGUUUACCGGAUAUUCCAUCCGACCAAAAUGCUGUAAAUUGGGAACCCCAUGGAGACAACUCAUCAGAACAUUAUGCUACAGUUGGCCAGUACCACAAUAAUGCUAAAAGGCAUACCCUGGCAAAUGGAGACACCAGACCAAGUAUUUCACAACAUAGCUCCAUGAGUCAGGCUGAUGAUUUUUCUCCCUAUGAAAGAGUCAAAUAUGAUAAAAUACACAAAAGGGAACAUCCAUAUGCCCACGUGCAGUCUAAUAGCAGUAGGUCUGUUUUGCGUGAACAAAAUCAGGCUGUUUCCGAAGAAAGAGUUAAUUUAUUAAGGGUUGAUGGUCAGGGUACUUCUAGUGAAACGGCAGCUCCUUCCCGAUCUCGUCGUUCGUCUGCCCAAAGCGCAAUUGGAGUCGAUAUACCUGCCGCCUCCGCGGUGGCGGGAGGUAUCGCCGCCAGUCCCGACCUGCCUUAUAUGACUCCGCCCGUUACCCAAGCCAAUUUUAGUGGAGAUUCACAAGAUUCCUCAAAGGGAUACACCAGUAUUAGUGUCAGAGAACCACUGGCUAACAUAAUGGCUCAGACCAAAGAAAUGAGCAAAAAUAAGAGAGACCAAGACCCACAUUAUGCCACUGUAUCAGACGAUUCUGACGACGUCUAUACGACAAUACCCGAUCCAAACCAAAUAUACACAAGCGAAAGCGAAACCUACGCGCGCAUACCAGCGUUGCCGAUAACGACCGAAGUGGAAAUUAAUGCCGUUCCUUUCUUAAGUGAGCGGGAUUCUACAGGCGAAUUGAACGGUCCUGUGUACGAUGCCGCCACCUCUCAACCUCCCCCACCCAGCGUCGACAGCUUGAAACAAGUGGCAGGGCAUUCCAAAGGCCACUCCAGACAAGCGUCAACCUCGAGUUCUGUGGCAAAUAUAGGAUCACCCAAGCCUGAAAAACGACAAGCUAAUUCACCUCUACCCCCUCCACCGAUGACAAGUUCAUUCGAUUUCCAAACAGAGAAAGUGUCGCGAAAUUUGGAAGACAUGUACGCUAAAGUGCACAAAAACAAAAAAGAAUGCACGCCAAGUGAAAAAUCCGUUGAGAAUCACACCCCAGAUCCAUCCUCAAGAAAUUCCGUGGGAGUUGUGGAAGAACGGAGAAGGAAAGAACAUAACUAUGAAACGCUUAAAAAAUCGCCGCGUAAAACAAGUGAUCCAGGCUACGAAAAAAUAGGAAACGAAGAGCCAGGUUACGCCAGUAUUAACGGACCGGAAAGUAUUAACAGCAGCGACCCGGGGUACGAAGUCCUUAAAAACCGAACCACCUCAGAAUCGGACCCAAACUACGAGCAACUGCGACACCGAACCUCGAACGCGAGCGACUGUGCGGGAUAUUCGAGAAUCAAAGAGAAAUCGGACGGGUAUUCGGUCGUGAAUAAACGUCCCAAAACCGGCGACUACGAAAACAAUUCCGAGCCAGACUAUAACAGCGAAUCCGAUCCAAAUUACGAGUCGGUAAAUCAAAAUGAUCCAAACUACGAAAGUGUAAAGGAUUUCGAGCCGCCGUACGAACGGUUGGACGACGAUUCGAGUCGAACGGAUUCUGAUUUGACUGCAUACGAGAAAAUCAAGAAGAAAAGUACCGACACUUCGGAGAGUUCAAGUGCGGAUAAAUCGUCCGAUCCGCCGUACGAGCAGCUGGCAAACGAUACCGAUUCCGAAGUUCCCGGUUACGAACGAAUACAAAACUUCAGCACGUCCGAUUUGGCCAUUAACACAGAGUCGGAUUAUUCGACGAUAAAAAGUUUAAAAAGGAACAAAUCAAGUAGCAAUAUUCACGAUGAAGAUGCAAUAUUUCAGGUUUAAUAAUUGUAUCAGUAUUUCAUGCCUAGAACAUGGUGCUAAGUAAUCUAUACUUACUUUAAAAAUUAAAUUAUGUGAUUACUAAACUUUUAAAAAAUUUAACACGUUUUUCAACUCCAGCCAAAACUACUUUUGAUUUGAUAGGUAUUACUUUUUAAAUAUUUUUAUGCCAAACAGUUCUGAUUAUGCUACUGCUUCUUAAGAAUAAAAUCAUUUUUAUACAAGUUUGUUGCAAUAUUAUAGUUUUUUAUAAACAUGUUUUUAUUUAUA